UUUAUAAUCUAAAGUCAAUCAAUCUGUUUGUCUUUCUUUCUGUUCCUUCCUCUGUUUUUCUAAAUUGGUAAAUGAAUCCUUAUUACAUAGUAAAAGAGGAGUACCUGGGAUCGAGUUCAUCACAAUCGGGAGUGAUGGCUCCGCCGCAGCCAAUGGAAGGCCUCCACGACACGGGGCCACCCCCAUUUCUGACUAAAACUUAUGAAAUGGUUGAUGAUUUGAAUACUAAUCAUAUUGUUUCUUGGACCAGAGGCGGUGGGAGCUUUGUUGUUUGGGACCCUCACGCCUUGUCCACUGCUCUUCUUCCUCGAUACUUCAAGCAUAAUAACUUCUCCAGCUUUGUCCGGCAGCUUAACACUUAUGGAUUCAGAAAGAUUGAUCCAGGUAGGUGGGAGUUUGCAAAUGAGGGAUUUCUGAGGGAGCAGAAGCAACUUUUGAGGAACAUCAAGAGGAGGAAGGCAACAUCUCAGCCGCUUCCUCCGCCGCAAGCGCUUGGUCCUUGUGUUGAAGUGGGGCGGUUUGGACUAGACGGGGAGAUUGAUCGUUUGGUGCGUGACAAGCAGGUUUUAAUGAUGGAAUUAACGAAACUUAGACACCUGCAGCAGAAUACAAGAGCCUAUCUUCAAGCCAUAGAACAAAGGCUACAAGGCACAGAAAAGAAGCAGCAACAAAUGAUGUCUUUCUUGGCUAGAGCAAUGCAAAAUCCUGUCUUUCUACAGCAGUUAGUGCAGCAAAAACAGAAAAGGAUGGAGCUUGAGGAAGCCAUGACUAAGAAAAGAAGAAGGCCAAUUGAUCAAGGACCAAGUGGAGUUGGUAGUAGUAGUGAAGGGACAAAUCCCAUCAAAGCUGAGCCCUUGGAAUUUGGGGAAUACGGGUUUCAGGUGUCUGAACUGGAAGCACUGGCAUUGGAAAUGCAAGGAUAUGGGAGAACAAGGAGGGAGCAAGAGGAUGGAAAUGCAGAUAUAGAGGCACCAGAGAGUGGUGAUAGAGAACUUGAUGAUGGAUUUUGGGAAGAGUUAUUGAAUGAGAGGUUUGAAGGAGAAUUAGAUAUUCCAAAUUCUGAAGCAGGUGAAGAUGAAGAUGUGAAUGUUUUGGCUGAUCGUUUUGGGUAUUUGGGUUGAAGCCCCAGGUAAAAUAUAUGGGCAGUUGUUUGAUUCUACAGUUUACACUGCUCUAUCGAUGAUGACAGUUCCUUCUGGGUGGGAGGCUUCUGCAAAGCGAGCCAUCAGUUUGUAUUUUCCAUUGUGGUGUUUGGAUUUCUUGAAAUGCCAUUAGGCAAUAAUAUUCACCUGCAUUUCUUGCUAUAUUGACAGGACAGAAGAAUAACCAAGCAGUGUACCAGUGGAAAAAUAUCUUGUUUCUGGUGUUUCUAACCCUGUAUUCCAUUUUCUUUUGUUCCAAAAAUUUUCAAUUUUGUACAUCUUUUUUUCUCUUAAAUUUUCUCUUAUCUUGGUUAGGUUGAAGGCAGUGCUUGGAAGAUUCACUAUCAUGAUUUGUCUCUGAAGAUUGUAGAUUGUCCUGAAGCUGUUGAAAUGGACAACAUCAUGUAGCUGCAAAUUCCUGGAACCAUCAUUACUUGUUGCUAUUGGACUCAAGAAUUACUUGAUCUUUUUCCUGGGAUGGCAACUGGGUUCUCAAUUCUCAUUGGUGAUUUUCAUCUCCAUAUGUGCUUCCAAGUGGCUGGACAUCGAUGUGCAUUGAAACAGCAGAGUGAACAAGUGGGGAAAUGCCUUCUUAGAAAGCAGUUGAUCCAGAAAUAGCAGGAUUUAGCUGGAGAUGCUUUGCAGUGAAAAGGUAAAUUCCUUUCUGGAAACAAGUAAUAUUGGGCCUGCUCCUGUUGUAAGGUGAUAAAAAAUUAUCUUUGUUUUAACGAUGCACAACUCUUAAAGAUGUAACUUAAAUAAAUUAUAUAUGCAGCAUUUUUUUUUAUC
Messenger RNA from Pistacia vera, 1931 nucleotides. Its product is annotated as heat stress transcription factor A-7a-like. The transcript has 5 exons. Gene Ontology annotation, cellular component: nucleus. Bases 72 to 1121 code for a protein of 349 amino acids. Lineage: Eukaryota; Viridiplantae; Streptophyta; Magnoliopsida; Sapindales; Anacardiaceae. The record is from RefSeq and is a predicted model, not a curated record. Gene Ontology annotation, molecular function: DNA-binding transcription factor activity; RNA polymerase II cis-regulatory region sequence-specific DNA binding. Gene Ontology annotation, biological process: regulation of transcription by RNA polymerase II.